This is a messenger RNA of Chrysemys picta bellii (western painted turtle), 2212 nucleotides long. It is a transcript of the gene CREM, whose product is annotated as cAMP responsive element modulator. Gene Ontology annotation, biological process: regulation of transcription by RNA polymerase II. Lineage: Eukaryota; Metazoa; Chordata; Testudines; Emydidae. The record is from RefSeq and is a predicted model, not a curated record. Gene Ontology annotation, cellular component: nucleus; ATF4-CREB1 transcription factor complex. Gene Ontology annotation, molecular function: RNA polymerase II cis-regulatory region sequence-specific DNA binding; protein binding; DNA-binding transcription factor activity, RNA polymerase II-specific.
GGGGAGCCGCCGCGGGCGCCAUUUCCUCAGCGCCCCCGCGGCGGCGCGGCUGCAUCAGCGCUGACGUGGAGGCGACGUGCGGCUCCGCCCGGCCCAAUCCCCCCCACCCCCCUGUGACGGGGGCAUCACGUACAGGGCGGCGGACAAAUGACCACGGAAAUGGUUGAAUCGCAACAGGAUGGAAGUGCAACAGAUUCUGUGGCAGAGAGCGAUGCUGUUUGCAUACAAAAUCAGCCAGGCCAAAGUCAGAUUUCCCCCAUAGCUCAGGUUUCUGUAGCUGGAUCAAGUGCUGGAAGAGGAUCUACAGCUGUAACUCUAGUACAGUUGCCUUCUGGUCAAACUGUACACGUCCAGGGAGUGAUUCAAGCCACACAGCCAUCAGUGAUUCAGUCACCACCAAUGCAGGCUGUUCAGGUAACAUCGGUUGCAAAUGCAGAGGACUCUGCAGACUCGGAGGGUGUAAUUGAUUCUCAAAAACGUAGAGAGAUUCUUUCAAGAAGGCCUUCAUACCGAAAAAUUCUGAAUGAACUAUCUUCUGAUGCUACUGGUGUCCCUAAGAUUGAAGAGGAAAAGUCAGAGGAAGAAGGAACACCUUCUGGCAUCCCUGCAAUGGCAGUACCAACCAGCCUAUAUCAGACUAGCACAGGGCAAUACAUUGCCAUAGCCCAAGGUGGAGCAAUCCAGAUUUCUAAUCCAGCAUCUGAUGGCGUCCAGGGACUGCAGACAUUAACAAUGACAAAUUCAGGAGCUCCUCAGCCAGGUGCUACCAUUGUGCAAUAUGCAGCACAAACACCUGAUGGCACACAGCAGUUUUUUGUACCUGGAAGCCAAGUUGUUGUGCAAGCUGCCACUGGAGACAUGCCAACUUACCAGAUCCGAACUCCCACCACAGCCUUGCCUCAAGGAGUGGUAAUGGCAGCCUCACCGGGAACUUUGCACAGCCCUCAGCAGCUAGCAGAAGAGGCAACACGCAAAAGGGAACUGAGACUUAUGAAAAAUAGGGAAGCUGCUAAAGAAUGUCGACGUCGGAAGAAAGAAUACAUAAAAUGUCUGGAGAGUCGUGUUGCAGUGCUAGAAGUUCAGAACAAGAAACUUAUAGAGGAGCUUGAAACCCUAAAAGACAUUUGUUCUUCCAAAACAGAUUAGUAGAAAUAUUUAUUAUGCUGUGAACUGAUUACAACAUGUCCAGUUGCUUUUGAAGACAAUACCUAGCCAAUAAGAAUUACGACUUUUUCUUUGUGUCAUUUAUCUUAAACUGCAACCCCUAACAUUCCUGAAAUACUUUUUUGCAUUUUGUAGAUUCUUAGAUGUAACUUCAUUUUUUUUUCCAAAGGAGACAAAUGUUAAAGUGUGUGUAACAUGGUUAAAAGUGCAACAUUUAUAAGAGCUGUUCCAUUGCCAUAUAUUUGCAUUUACUAUUUUUUACGUGUUAUUGAUAGUGACCUACACACAAAAAUAUUGUACAGGUGUUUUAAAGUGAAUUAUCAAAGAUAAUGCAUCCAGUAAUACAACAAAAUUAAACUACCCAAAGUAUCUCAGGAAAGAGUUUAUAUAAAGUAUGUUAUGAUUACACAAAUGUAUUAGAAUACUAGACUAUUAAUUUAUGGCCAAUUUUUCUUAGUUGCUUUGCCAAGAAAAUAUUGUAUUGCUGUCACUGAGUGCCAUGGUUGAAGACAGUUUUUAAUAGAACCAUGUUGUUUACCCUUUGUAGCAUUUGUUGUUCAUUUAAACAUCUGGCAUGUUUAAACUGUUUUUAAACUGAUGGUGCAAUAUGAAAAAUACCUCGGAGAAGGUUUUAGUAUAAACUUUAUAUAACUUAAGCAAGCUCCUCAAUAUUAUAAUAUAAAUAUUUUAAACACCUGGAUGAAGUUACAAAUAUCUGUUAGAUGGCUCCUUGUUACUUCUACUUCAAGCAUUAUACAAAAUAUCUAAUGUAUUAGUGGAUUAUGUAUCAGAAUUGACUUUGCAUCCUGAAUGCUAACUGAUCAAUGUUCUGAACAGGACCAAACUGUUCAUUAUAAUGGGGGCUGAGAUGUGGAAUCCUUUUUGGUUUUUCUAUGAGAUGGCAAAAGGGACUGAAGAUUUUCUUUUUUUUUUUUUGGUCAGGGUCACUCUGCAGCCAACACUAGUUCUCUGCUGACUUAUGGUGUUUCACAAUGGCCUUUAAGUGCUGAAUGUUUUUAAAAAUAAAUCUAUUCCAAAUUGGUUGAAA